GAACAUCGUUUCUGAUUCUGAGAAAAUGUAAAAAAUGAUGUAAUUGAAGAAAGAACAACAACAACAACAACUUGUAUUGACUAUCGACCACAUUUUUAUUUACUGUAAAUGUUUAAAUAAUUAAUAUAACUGUAUUUAUUAAUGGAUUCAGUCGUAAUGUGGGUCAGGGGUUUUGUUGUCGUGCUCUUAUUGUGAAGGGGAGAGUCACCUGAGGGCAGCUCACUGAGCUUCCUCCACCUGUCGCCCUGCUCAGACAGGAAAAACCCGUUCCAGUGACUCCAUCCAUCCAUCGCCACAGUUUCCGGCUGCCACUCGAGGAAGCGGCGUAAAUCCUGUGUUGCCAGGUUGGAGAGCAGUCGCUGUGGUUCAUCCCUCUGGUGAGAAAGCGGCUCGGCUUGUGUGGAUGGAAGGAACCGGAUGUGGAUCGCGGUAGGAUCGGAGAGUCUCAGCCGGACCGGAUUUCAAAACACGGCAGCGCCGCGGUGAGAAGGGCGUCCGUCCGCUGCAUCACCCCCCGCUGCAGGGACAGCGUUUGUGAUGAUCAUCGCUCAGAUGUCGGAGGGUCGUCGCGGUUCUGUGUCGGAUCUGUAGCCGUGGAUUCAUCCGAACCGCUCGGACGCUUCCUCCUUCCACCUCCAGCGCACUGACGGCUGGCCUGACAUCAUUGGCUGCUCGUUGGGAAUGAAUCAUCGUCUUCAUCAGGGGGGGUCAGGGAUGCUGUCACUGUCACGGCACCCUUAAAAAAAAUCCCCACCAGACAGCAACACGCACACAAACCCGCCCAGAGACCCGCUAAGCCGCUGUUUGUUCCCUCGGAGCAGCUAUGGAGGAAAUCCUGCGCAAGCUGCAGAAAGACGCGUCCGGCCACAAGCACAAAGCGAUCCGAGACGCCUGCGUCUUCGCCUGCGAAACUCUCCAGUCUCAGAAUGGAUCAGCCAAAAUCUCCCCUUCGCAACUUCGAGAGCGCUGCCUGCUGCCGCUACAGAUGGCUCUGGAGUCAAAAAACACCAAACUGGGACAGACGGCGCUUACCGGGAUGCAGAAGCUCCUGUGUGAGGACAGGUUUGUUGGCGGCGUCACCAUGGAGGUGGAGGUCCUGGAGAAGCAGCUGCUCAGCCAGAUGUUGGAGGCCAUCAGAGUCACCCCCUCGCUCCACGAAGACCUGCAGGUGGAGGUCAUGAAGGUCCUGCUGUGUAUCACCUACUCACCAAACUUCGACAUUAAUGGAGACUCCAUCCUGCGGAUUGCUGAGGUGUGUAUCGAGACCUACGUGUCCAGCUGUCAUCAGCGCAGCAUCAACACGGCGGUCAGAGCCACGCUGAGCCAGAUACUGGGAGACCUGACGCUACAGCUGCGCCACAGACAAGAGGGUGCCGAUGGAGACGAGGUGACUGCCCCGCCGCUGCACAGAAGAGACAUCUCACCCACCAGCCAGGCUCUGUGUGAUGAUGUGGUGACGGUUCUGACAGUGUUCUGUGAGAAGCUGGAGUCGGUGGACAGUGGUAACCAGCUCCUGCAGCUACUCUACCUGGAGUGCAUCCUCUCCAUGCUCAGCAGCUGUCCACCCACAAUGCACCUGUCCAGAGGUUUCACCGACCUUGUAUGGAAACAGCUGUGUCCAUCCCUCGUGGCCAUCAUGGGAAAUCCUGUCAACGACAAAACCAUCGCCUCUCACCACGGCUACACGGGAGCGCUGGAGCGAGAGCGUCUCUCCGACAGAAUCAGUCUAGGGAUCAGCCUGGACGUGGACUCCUCCGGCGGAGGGGUAUCCGAUCAAGGCAGAGGGUCCGGCUGUUCCUCCAGCGCCCCCGCCAGGAUCGCCCCGGUGGUGCGGACUGUUUGUUACAUCGCUGCAGAGCUCGUGCGUCUGGUGAGCUGCGUGGAGUCGAUGAAGCCGGUGCUGCAGUCGCUCUACCACAGGAUCCUGUUGUACCCGCCUCCUCAGCACCGCACCGAGGCCAUCCGCAUCAUGAAGGAGAUUCUGGGCAGCCCACAGCGGUUGUAUGACCUGGCAGGUCCGUGUGUGGUGGAGCCUGAAACCAGGAAGCGCUCUUUCUCCAAACGGAAGUCCCACCUGGACUUGCUGAAACUAGUGAUGGACGGGAUGACCGAGGCCUGUAUGAAGGGAGGCAUCGAGGCGUGUUACUCGUCCGUCUCCUGUGCCUGCGCCCUCCUCGGAGCGCUGGAUGAGCUGUCGCAGGGCCGCGGCAUCCAACCUGAGCAGGCUCGACCUCUCCUCAGACGCCUGGAGGACCUGAAAGAUGGCACAGAGUCGACGCGUGAGUCCAUGGAGAUCAACGAGGCCGAUUUCAGGUGGCAGAGACACAUCCUGUCCUCUGAGCAGGCUCCCUUUGACCCCAGCUCUUCCUCCUCCAACAUGGCCACCACCGGGGCCACCGAGCGCAGCCCCGACAUCAGCAUCAGCAUCACCACGGAAACAGGCCAGACCACCCUGGAUCUGGAGGUGGGGGAGAUCGGCCUGGGUCACACCACUCCUGAGGAGUGUGGGGAGGACGCACACCUGCCCUCGCCCUCAUCCUGUGGCGUCCAGGAGGAGACCAAACAUGAGCCGAGCCAAGAACCGAGCCAGGGGAUCCAACAAGAGGAGAGAGGAGGUGCAGGGGAGGUCGAGGGGAGAGGAGAGAAACAAAGAGCAGCAGGAGGUGGUGGAGGAGUAGGAGUGGGGGAGAGAGGUUGUGUAGUUCCUCCAGAUGUGGUUCAGAGGAGUCACGGCCUUGUUUACCCUGACAUCACCAACUUCCUGUCGGUGGAGUCCAGGACCAGGUCACACCAUGGAGGAGGGUCCCGGUACAGUGAGAGCAACUUCAGUAUGGAGGAGCAGGACCUGUCGCGGACAGAGUUCGACUCAUGUGACCAGUACUCCAUGGCUGCUGAGAAGGACUCGGGCCGCUCCGACGUGUCUGACAUCGGCUCCGAUAACGUCUCGCUGGCGGACGAGGAGCAGCAGACCCCUCGCGACUGCCCGGGCCACCGCUCCCUACGAACCGCCGCCCUGUCCCUCAAACUGCUGCGCAACCAGGAGGCCGACCAGCAGAGCGCCAGGCUGUUCUUCCAAUCUCUGUCAGCGCUGCUGCCCCGCCUGCUGGGAUUGGCCACCGCCACCGAUGUGGACCUGUCGCUGCAGAACUUCUCUUCCAGCUUCUGCUCUGGACUGCAGGCUGGUGGGAUCCACUCUCCAGGUUUCGAGUCGGGCGACACUCUGAGCUGUCAGUCGCUGAUGAACGCAGACGGUCUCUACCUGGUGUCGUACUACUCUCUCCUGCUCAACCUCAAGCUCUGCUGCUGCGACUACUACCGACGGAGAACGCUCACGCCCGUCCUCAGCCUGAAGGAGUUUGUGCGUCUGAUCCAGAGCAGUGGAGUCCUGGUGGUUCUGUCUCAGGCCUGGAUCGAGGAGCUCUACCACCAGGUGUUAGAGCGCAACCUGCUGGGCGAGGCCGGAUACUGGGGCUCGCCAGAAGACCACACACUGCCGCUCAUCACCAUGCUGACAGAUAUUGAUGGUCUGGGCAGCAGCGCCAUCGGAGGUCAGCUGAUCAGGAGGGCGUCCAGCCGAUCACCACUCAGCUGUGAUAAGGCCGGCAGUGACACCGUGAUGGCAGGAGCCGUGUUCUCGCGCUUCAUCCUCACGGGCGUGUGGAAGAACCUGAUCGAUGUGCUGUCCACGCCGCUGACGGGACGCAUGGCCGGCAGCUCCAAGGGCUUGGCCUUCAUCUUGGGAGCAGAGGGGGUCAAAGAGCAGAGCCAGAGGGAGAGGGACACCAUCUGUCUGAGUUUAGACGGCCUGCGCAAAGCUGCUGCGCUCAGCUGCGCCUUGGGUGUGGCUGCCAACUGUGCUUCAGCUUUAGCACAGAUGGCUGCAGCCUCGUGUGUGCAGGAGGAGAAGGAGGAGAAGGAGCUGGGAGAGACGGGAGACGCCAUCACACAAGUGAAGCAGCGUGUCGAGCAGCGUCUGGAGCAGAUCGGUCGUCCUCAGGGAGUUCGCCUCCACACAGCUCACGUGUUGUGCAUGGACGCCAUCCUGAACGUCGGGCUUGAGAUGGGCAGCCACAACCACGACUGCUGGCCACAUGUCUUUAGGGUGACUGAGUACAUCAGUUCACUGGAGCACACCCACUUCAGCGAUGGCUCCUCGCAGUCGUCCUCUUUGACCACCAUCACCCAGCAGAGCCAGCAGGCGGUGGACCUGGGGCUGGAGCUGAGCUGCGAGCCCAGCCCGGAGGCCUCGGAGCUGGGCCUGAGUCAGCCGGUCAUCCAGCCUCUGUCCAUCCAGGAGCUGCUGAGGGAGAGCAGCAGAGGGGGCCGAGGUCUGGACCUGAAGACCGGCAGCCUGAUGACCGGGACCGGAGCUGCCAAGGCUGUGUGCACUCUGUCAACACAGGCUGACAGGUUGUUUGAGGAAGCAGCAACCAAACUGAACCUGGUGGGUCUGGUGGGCUUCUUGCAGCAGCUCAGGAAAGCUUCUCAGUCUCAGCUCUUUGACUCCGUUACUGAGACUGGAGACUAUUCACUGGCAAUGCCAGGAGAGGCCAAGUCGACGCUGGAGCGACGCAGCGCCCUCCAUCUCUUCCGUCUGGGCGAGGCCAUGCUGCGGAUCGUCCGGAACAAGAACCGACCUCUGCUCCACAUGAUGAGGGCCUGGAGCGUGGUGGCCCCACACCUGGUGGAGGCGGCGUGUCACAAAGAGCGCCACGUAUCCCAGAAGGCCGUCUCCUUCAUCCACGAUGUCCUGACGGAGGUGCUGACGAGCUGGGCGGAGCUUCCACACUUCCACUUCAACGAGGCGCUGUUCAGGCCCUUUGAGCACAUCAUGCAGCUGGAGCUCUGUGACGAGGACGUACAGGAUCAGGUGGUGACAUCGAUAGGCGAGCUGGUGGAGAUGUGCUCUCCUCAGAUCCUGUCAGGAUGGAGGCCUCUGUUCAGCGCUCUGAGGACCGUCCACAGCAGCAAGACCGACACUAAAGACUACCUGCUGGGAGAAUACUCCAUGGGGAAGUCCCAGGCUCCAGUGUUCGAUGUCUUUGAGGCUUUCAUCAACACUGACAACAUCCAGGUUUUUGCCAAUGCGGCCACCGACUACAUCAUGUGCCUCAUGAAGUUCGUCAAAGGAUUAGGAGAGGUGGACUAUAAGGAGAUUGGAGACUGUGUCCAUGUGUCGGGUUACAGCUCCACUGACCUCUGCCUGCCGGCUCUGGAUUACCUUCGUAAAUGUUCUCAGCUGCUGGCAAAGAUCUACAAGAUGCCGUCCAAGCCGGUGUUCCUCGGGGCGCGGCUCGCCAGCCUGCCAAUGAGGUCACAGGAACGCUCCAUCAGCACGGAGGAUGGGAUGGACUGCAUCCUGCAGGAGUUUGAUGAUGACACAGGUCUGAUCCAGGUGUGGAUUUUGUUGCUGGAGCAGCUCACAGCAGCUGUGUCCAACUGUCCUCGCCAGCACCAACCUCCGACUCUGGAGCUGCUCUUCACUCUGCUCAGAGAGGUCACCAAUGUACCAGGUCCGGGGUUUGCCAUCUUCUCUGUCAUCCAGCUGCUGCUUCCUGUGAUGUCACUGUGGCUGCAGCGUAGCCACGGCGACCACUCCUACUGGGAUGUGGCGGCUGCAAACUUCAAACACGCCAUCGGGCUGUGCUGCGAGCUGGUGGUGGAGCAUGUCAACAGUUUCAUACACUCAGAUAUCGGUUACGAGUCUCUGAUCAACCUGAUGUUAAAGGAUCUGUUCAAGCUCCUGGUGGCCUGUGUGUCUGAGCCGGCAGAGACCAUCUCCAGAGUGGGCUGCUCCUGCAUCAGAUACGUUCUGGUCACCGUGGGUCCAGUGUUCACAGAGGAGAUGUGGAGGUUGGCCUGCUGCGCUCUGCAGGACGCUUUCUCUGCUACGUUAGAGCCUGUCAAGAACCUUCUGGCGUGUUUUCACAGCGGCUCCGACAGUUUCUCUGGAGACGCCUGUGAGGUGAAGGUGGCGGCUCCGUCCCACUCUCCUUCUGCUGAGGCUGAGUACUGGAGGAUCAAAGCGAUGGCUCAGCAGGUCUUUAUGUUGGACACCCAGUGCUCUCCAAAGACGCCCAACAACAAGGAGGGCUUCGAGCACGCUCAGUCCUGCGUUCUCAUCAUCGAGCUGCCGUCUGACCAGCAGUCCAACGGACACACUCAGAAGAGGAAAAUUGGGAUCCCGUUCCGGACCAUCGUUGUAAGCCUCCUGUCCCACCAGGUCCUGCUCCAAAACCUGUACGACAUCCUGCUGGAGGAGUUCGUCAAGCAGCCCGAAGGUCACGAAAGGGUCACGCCCGUGACCUCUGACCCCAGCAGAAGCACAGCAGGCUUCCUGCGCUACAUCUCCAUGACCAAUUUAGCCAUAAUCCUGGAUCUGCUGCUGGACUCUUACAGGACAGCGCGGGACUUUGAUACCCGGCCCGGUCUGAAGUACCUACUGAUGAAGGUGUCGGGUGUUUGUGGAGCGGCUAAUCUUUACCGUCAGUCUGCCAUGAGCUUCAACCUGUACUUCCAGGCCCUGCUGUGUGCCACGCUGAGCCAAGCUGACAGCAUGACCGCACAGCAGGUGAAGAGGAUCCUGUACGAGGAGGAGGAGGGGAGCUCUGACUCCUCCCACCCCGGCUCGGCUUCAUCAGAGGACGAAGACAUCUUUGAAGAAACCGCACAGGUCAGCCCCCCUCGUGGCCGGGAUAAGCGCCAUCACUGGAGAGCGCCCAUCCCGUCUCUCAGCGUGCAGCCGCUGGGCAGCGCUGACUGGGCCUGGCUGGUCAAACGCCUCUACAAGCUGUGCAUGGAUCUGUGCAACAGCUACAUCCAAAUGCACCGGGACCUGGAGAGCACGCUGGAGGAUAUGGCACUGCUGAGAGCCGGAGCAGGAGGAGAUCACUCCUUCUUCAUUCCGUUCUUCCAGUCUGAGACCUCCACCCCGACGUCAGCAGGCGGGCUCUCGGCGAGGGGGACGCCAUCAGAGGAUGGCGGGUACAGGUGUCAGACGGCUGAUGUGAGCACAGCAUCACCAGGGGACACGCCCACUCCCAGCCCAGGAUACAGCUGCACAGGCAGUCUGCCCCACCACUUUCGGACCGGAGGUGAGAGGAGGGACUCCAGCCUCGCAGGAAGUUCGGUAGGAGGAGUUCCUGGCAGCGCCGUACCGGGAAGGAGGAAGGAAUGGUGGGAAAGUGCCGGGAACAAACUGUACACCAUCGCCACCGACAAAACCAUCAGCAAGCUGAUGAUGGAGUACAAACGCAGGAAACAGCAGCAGCAGCAGCAGCAGCCACAGCAGAGCCACGUCAACCUGUUCAUGAAGGAGCAGGGCCGGGCGGCGGGACCAGGAGGAGGCGUCGGGGAGAGGCGGGGCCCCGUGGAGCCACAAAGGCCCCCACAGAGGCCCCAGCAUCUGGUGGACCAGCAGGGUCCCCCUUUGAGGCACUCAGUCAGUGCUGGACCUGAGGUCCUGAGGCAGGAGAAGAGACCACGGUCAGGAUCCACCAUCAGCUCCCACAGCAUCUCACUGAGGGACUCUGAGGCUCAGAUACAGGCGUGGACCAACAUGGUGUUGACUCUCCUCAAUCAGGUCCUGCUCCUGUCAGAUUCCUCGUUCCUGGCGCUCCAGCCGGCGCUCUACCCCUGCCUCAGCCAGCUGUCCUGUCACGUGACCGAUGCUCGCGUACGCCAGGCACUGCGCGAGUGGCUGGGCCGCGUCGGCAGACUCUACGACAUCAUUCUGUGACACUGCAGCGGAGAAAAAUGCCAAAAAGCCCUUAAAGAAGAAUGCAGUCCGUCUGUCAGUGAGGGAUGUAAACAGAUGAAAGACGAGUGCCGCCGCGCGUUAGAACGAGGGCAGUUUUGAUUGGCCAGCAAAGAGAAAUGGCGGACUGUUGUUGGCUGAUGUUAGAUGAUGUGGCAUGUGGAGUUUGUGACACUUUUGAAGAACGGGGAGAACGUCGGUGAGCAUCAUGCGACAUUGAAUUGCAGGAUUUGAUUGGCCGAUGCAAAAGUCAGUAUGUGCAGGAUUGUUUGUAUGUGAUUUGAUAGUGAACGUCAGAUUUCUGUCUCUUGCUCUUCAGUUACAGUCGGUCCUCUCCACACAGACAAAAGCAUUCAAGUAUGAAACUGCAUCUUUUUCAAAGGGACCCUGCAGAGUUUUCUGGCUAUAUGCACGUUCAUAGUAUUGCUAAAUAUGUUAGUAUGCUACUUCUGAUAGCUGUCAGUGAGUUCAGUAACACAACGUGAGACUUUUACAGCUGCUUGCUCAUUAGCAGUGUCACCAUCAAUUCUGAUUCAAAUUCCUGAUACUGUCAGAGAUCCAUCAUUGAUUUGUUGGGGAAGAGCUUUACUCUGGACAGAAAUGAGAAACUGAGUUUGAGUGUAGAUUUCGCAGAUCUUCCAGAACGAUGGUGUUUUUUUCAUUUAUUUUUUUUUAAAUUUUGGUGAAUAUUAUCAAGCUGUUGUUGUUGUGAGAUAAACCUUGGAACAGAUGAGGUGAUUGUAUAACAACAAUAUAGCCAUCAGUGACCUUAAAAACCUCAAAAUCUAAAGUCAAGACACAAAACUUUACUCCACAGCACCACAAGUGGUCCAAAAACUCUACAGGGUACCUCUCAAGGAUUUUUAUUAUUGUUAUUUAUCAUUUAUUAUUGUUUUAAUCUACACUGAGGCCGUUAUUACUACUGAUUAUGAUGACGAUUGGGAAUAACAGUAAGUUCAAUGGAUGGCUGCCAAUUGCCUUCUUCAACAGAUCAUGCAAGGAGGAAACUAGAGCUGCCUACGAUUUAGCACUGAGAAUUGAUUUGUUGAUUAUGUUCUCGAUUAAUUGAUUUGUUUGUUUGUUUGUUUGUUUGAAGUCCACAACCCAAAGAUAUUCAGUUUACUGUCAAUAUCAGUAAACAUGACAGCAACACAGAUGACUGGCAUCUAAAACCCAGUUAAAGAAAAGUUGAAAAAGCCUAAAAUGCAUUUAUUUUUGAUUUAUCCUACUGGAGUGUGAGGCCACGUUACAGCCGGCAGAGACUUGUUUUGCAUUCGAUCUGAUUUUUUCAUGAAUGUUUUUGCGCAUUUUCUAUAUCCAGCUUUAAAAUGCUCCUGCAACUGAAUGUCUUAGUUAAUUAUUCACCUUCUGGAAUGAGAUCAUGUAUUUAAUUUAACCAAAUACCACAUACAGUAUGUGUAUUUAAUAUUUAAUGCAGAUGGUAUACUGCACAUUAUUUUUUGCUUCAUGUUGCGUAAAUGUAUUUAUGUAAAUGCUUUAUUAUUUAAAAUACUUCACGUGUCA
This is a messenger RNA of Acanthopagrus latus (yellowfin seabream), 9280 nucleotides long. RefSeq names its product ARFGEF family member 3 (gene arfgef3). Gene Ontology annotation, biological process: regulation of ARF protein signal transduction. The transcript has 42 exons. The record is from RefSeq and is a predicted model, not a curated record. NCBI's taxonomy places the organism in Eukaryota, Metazoa, Chordata, Actinopteri, Spariformes, Sparidae. The coding region runs from base 824 to 7738 and encodes 2304 amino acids. Gene Ontology annotation, molecular function: guanyl-nucleotide exchange factor activity.